Messenger RNA from Macrobrachium nipponense, 1722 nucleotides. RefSeq lists its product as uncharacterized. Bases 196 to 1452 code for a protein of 418 amino acids. NCBI's taxonomy places the organism in Eukaryota, Metazoa, Arthropoda, Malacostraca, Decapoda, Palaemonidae. The transcript is spliced from 9 exons. The record is from RefSeq and is a predicted model, not a curated record.
AUCCUCCGCAGUGAACAUUUGCUCGUGUCUCGCUGAAGUUAUUCCUGAGAAGAAGAAGAAGAAGAAGAAGAAGUAGGAGCAUCGUAAACGCCGUCUGUAUGUCUGGCCGUCUGACUGACUGGCUGUUAGUUCGUCUGUACUGUCAAUUUACCCCUGGGAAAGUAAGACCUUGGGUCUCCUCACUACAAAAACACCAUGAAAAGGUCAUCGAGAUUCGGUGGAUGUCUGGACCAGAGGAAAAAUCUCCCUCAGUUAAUCAUUCUGACGAAAGUUUUCCUGCUUGCUGUGACUGUCCUUGCAGGGACAACUCUCACAAGUCUCCUGUUCACCUUUAUGUCACCCUUGGAAGAAGACUGGAAUUCUACAAACAGCAUGAUGCAUGGUGCAGGGUUUUCGGUUGCUUUGACUGACAGGGAGAGUGCCCAGAGUUUCGGAAGCAAGAAGAAGAGGGCAAACAACUCUCAAGAACGUUCCAUUCUCUCUUCAAAAGGUUACACCAUUCCUGGAUGUCCCUGCGUCAGGUUUGGUUUCUCGGUAGAAAGUCUCCAAAAGGCCCAGAGGGCAAUGAAGAGAGACGGGGCGAAUUUCUCAAAGGCCUUCGUCGAAAGAUACAGCUUUGAGGGACAGUCGACCUGCUCCGAUUACACGACGCAGCGCGGUGCCAGACAGAAUGUUGUCUCUUACUCCUUUUACUCUACGGAAGGGAAAGUCGACCCAGGGAGUCAGCACUUCAAGAAGUACCUUUCCCAGCUGCAUGGGAGGGCAGGCACUAUCAGGGAAAAGUACAAAGGCUGGACGAUGCGAAUCUACCACAACAUUUCGACGGAUGAUGAGCACGGCCUCCAUUUCCUGUGCCGAAUCUUCUGCGUCCACCAGCACGUCGAUAUUUGCCACGUCAGUGACCUCCCCAUGAUUGGAAAUUUAGAGAAGAUGAACAAGGUAGGCCGAUUGUGGAGGUUUGCAGUGAUGGGUGACCCUACAGUUUCCAAGUUUCUCAUUAGGGAUACGGACAGCUGGAUCCUCGACAGAGAAGUGGAUGUGGUGAAGGAGUGGCUGUCAUCUGGUAAGAGCUUUCACACCAUCCACGAUCAUCCCGGCCACAAGGCCAUUAUGUUGGCAGGUCUCUGGGGAGGCACUAACAAAGACUCGUCCUUGAUGGAACGCCUCAGGAAUGAUAUGUUCCAUCAGCCAUUGAAUCUGAGUAAGACUUUCGACCAGUAUCUUCUUGCAAAUUAUGUCUGGCCUCAUAUUAAGAGCGACGUCAUGCAACACAGCAGCUACAACUGUCAGCAAGAAGGCCUCACGAACUCACUUCCAUUCCCUACCCAAAGGAUCGACGGCCUGUACUGCGGCUGGGGACCGUUCAAGUUCAAAGAACGAAAGAGGGUCUUCAUGACGAAAUGUCCUGAGCAGUGCAGACCCAAAGCCCACAAAAAAUGGGUCUACUGUUAAUUCAUAUGACUUCGAGAGUUGGAUGUAGCAUUUAUGUCUUUCUAGUCCGUCAUCAUCUUACUUCUUUUUCUAAAUAAACGUCCUACGUCGUAACAAGGAGUCCUGCAGCAUCUAUGACAACAGUAUUUAAGUAAAUGUCUAAUUGCGUUGUACUUAUAGCUCGUUAAGUACAUCAUGUUAGUAUGCAGCUUGUUUUUCAAGCUUUUUUAUAGCCAGACUUGGCGUUCACGACCUCUGGAUUGUAAGUAAACACAAGAAGAAAUAAAUAUA